CCGCCCCGCGCGCGGACCUGCAGCCAUGGCAGUCACCGCCCAGGCAGCCCGCAGGAAGGAGCGCGUCCUCUGCCUGUUUGACGUGGACGGGACCCUCACGCCGGCUCGCCAGGUCCCGAAUGCCCCGCCCCAUCCUCUGUGGUGAAGUUGCCCUGGCUUGGGCCCUGGAGGCCUUCCUGCAGGGGUGGAUCCAGGAGGAAGAUAGCAGGACUGGAGCAAAGAAAAUUGACCCUGAGGUGGCCGCCUUCCUGCAGAAGCUGCGAAGUAGAGUGCAGAUCGGUGUGGUGGGCGGCUCUGACUACUGUAAGAUCGCUGAGCAGCUGGGUGACGGGGAUGAAGUCAUUGAGAAGUUUGAUUAUGUGUUUGCCGAGAACGGGACGGUGCAGUAUAAGCACGGACGACUGCUCUCCAAGCAGACCAUCCAGAACCACCUGGGGGAGGAGCUGCUGCAGGACUUGAUCAACUUCUGCCUCAGCUACAUGGCCCUGCUCAGGCUGCCCAAGAAGCGUGGAACCUUCAUCGAGUUUCGGAAUGGCAUGCUGAACAUCUCGCCCAUCGGCCGGAGCUGCACCCUGGAGGAGAGGAUCGAGUUCUCCGAACUGGACAAGAAAGAGAAGAUCCGGGAGAAGUUCGUGGAAGCCCUGAAAACAGAGUUUGCUGGCAAAGGGCUGAGGUUCUCUCGAGGAGGCAUGAUCAGCUUUGACGUCUUCCCCGAGGGCUGGGACAAGCGCUACUGCCUGGAUAGCCUGGACCAGGACAGCUUCGACACCAUCCACUUCUUUGGGAACGAGACUAGCCCUGGUGGGAACGACUUUGAGAUCUUUGCCGACCCCCGGACUGUUGGCCACAGCGUGGUGUCUCCUCAGGACACGGUGCAGCGAUGCCGGGAGAUUUUCUUCCCAGAGACAGCUCAUGAGGCGUGACCGGGGCCCACAUCUGUGUGUCGUGACUUCUGAAGAGUUUGGCCUAGGCCUAAAGAGAGGUCCUGGUGUUGGAUAGAUGCCAGGGCCCCUCCUCUGGCCCAGGAUGCCCACCCAGAUGGGGCCAGAGUCCGUGUGGACAACCGUCCCCAGCCAGUCUGCUCCUAGUGGCACUGGCUUCGUCCUCCCAGGGCCCAGAGUGUUCCCCGUGCUCCACCUGGUGGCCCAGGCCACAGCUGCUGCUUGUAUUUCGGUACAGAAGAGGUUUCUUUCUGCACCAGGAGGAGGCGUGCGCAAGUGUCGGUACGAGAUCUAGCCUGCCCUGCCUGCCUGCCCUGGGCGAUGAGGUACGGUGGGGAAGGUGCCUAUUUUAGAGAACUUUGUCACAGUAUUAAAGUUCCCAGAACAAA
Pan troglodytes (chimpanzee) is the source of this 1330-nucleotide messenger RNA. It is a transcript of the gene PMM1, whose product is annotated as phosphomannomutase 1. Gene Ontology annotation, cellular component: cytosol. The record is from RefSeq and is a predicted model, not a curated record. Gene Ontology annotation, biological process: GDP-mannose biosynthetic process; mannose metabolic process; protein N-linked glycosylation. Lineage: Eukaryota; Metazoa; Chordata; Mammalia; Primates; Hominidae. Gene Ontology annotation, molecular function: phosphomannomutase activity. The transcript has 9 exons. Bases 120 to 923 code for a protein of 267 amino acids.